Messenger RNA from Chrysemys picta bellii (western painted turtle), 836 nucleotides. Its product is annotated as peptidoglycan-recognition protein SC2-like. NCBI's taxonomy places the organism in Eukaryota, Metazoa, Chordata, Testudines, Emydidae. The record is from RefSeq and is a predicted model, not a curated record. Gene Ontology annotation, molecular function: zinc ion binding; peptidoglycan binding; N-acetylmuramoyl-L-alanine amidase activity. Gene Ontology annotation, biological process: innate immune response; peptidoglycan catabolic process.
ACCAGCCCCACCCACGUUCUCCAGCCCAGCCCUUGUUUGGCCUCCCUCCAGCCUGGCCUGGCUCCCCGUUCGCCCCUUUCCUGCCAGCGGCGGGUGCUGCUGCACGGCGAGCAGGCUUCCGGCCAGGCCUCUCCCCAGCCCCGUCUCAUUUAACGCAGGGCUGCGCGUCCCUCCUGCGCCGUGCACGGCCUUUGCUGGCCCCACCCCCACCCCAUUGCUGCGGCCCCACUCAGAGCACCAGCCCUGGGCCCGAUCCUGCUGCGUGGGCUGGGGCAGGUGGGGGGCAGCCACAUUAACCCAGCCCUUUCUCCCCUCCCCCGCAUGGCACAGGCUGCCCCCGCAUCAUCUCACGCCGACAGUGGGGGGCCCGGCCCCCGAGAAACAGGGUCCCUAUGAGGACCCCAGUGCCCUACGUCAUCAUCCACCACACGGCAGGGAACCGCUGCACCUCGCAGGCCUCCUGCAGCCGGCAGGUCAGGGGCAUCCAGAACUAUCACAUGGACACCCAGCGCUGGCCCGACAUCGGCUACAACUUCCUGAUCGGCGAGGACGGCAGAGUCUACGAGGGCAGAGGCUGGAGCACCGUGGGGGCCCACGCCUACAACUGGAGCGCCAAGUCGCUGGGAUUCAGCUUCCUGGGCAACUUCUCCAGCAGAGCCCCCAACGCUGCCGCCCUGAACGCCGCCAAGAGCCUGAUCCAAUGCGCCGUCUCCAAGGGCUUCCUGAGACGCAGCUACACCCUGACGGGGCAUCGCAACGUGUUCCCGACCAGCUGCCCCGGGAACGCCCUCUACAGGGUCAUCAGCAAGUGGCCCAGGUUCAAAGGCAAACCCUGA